AUGACAAGAUCAAUUUUGCAUUCACCGAGUCCUAUUUGGAUACCUGCCGGUGCAGAAUCCAGCUUUGAGGGUGUUCCGAUUUCUAAUGCAUUUCAGUAUGGACACUUAGCUGCUUGUUCUGAAAAAUAUCUUGCUGUUGCUACAGGAUUUAAUGCUGGAGGAUUGGUGGCUUUAUUGGAUUUGUCGAAGCCUGGUCGUUAUGACGGUGAUACUUACUAUCGAGCCCAAUGUCAUUCAAAUUCGGUGACAGAUUUGGCGUGGAAUAAGUCGACAUUGGCAACCUCGUCUUUAGAUAAAACGGUUAAAUUGUGGAGGGCACAAACUCGUAAAAAUGAGACCACUGAAACACCGGUACUGGAGCAUUUAUGUGCUUUUCAACACAAAGAUCGGGUUGUCAAUAUCGCCUGGUCUCCAAAUAACCCCCACCUCCUGGCUACAGCUCUUUAUGGUAGAAAAGUAAGUUUCUAA
Molecule: messenger RNA, 468 nt
Organism: Rodentolepis nana
Lineage: Eukaryota; Metazoa; Platyhelminthes; Cestoda; Cyclophyllidea; Hymenolepididae
Source: the annotation of a GenBank genome assembly